AUGUCAUCUCAAGAAGAACCAACUGCAGAUCAAGACUUUGGAGAUUUAUUUGGUUCAGAAGAAGAAGCCUCUGAUAUUGAUGAUGGACGCUCAAAUUCACCGCAGCCCAAUCAUUCAACUACUCAAGAUAAUUUAUUUGGAAGUGAUGAAGAAUCAGAACCAGAAUCACGGCAAAAUCUAAACAGGCAUGUAUCACUUGAUGAAGAACAAGAAGAACAAGUAGAAGAAGAACAGAGUGAUGAAGAUUCAAGAUAUCCUGAAUACAGUAGUCAACAUAGAAAAAAGGAAAUUGUUGAAGUUGCACUACAGAUGCCUCAGCUACCACUACCUUAUGGUGAUAAUCAUAAAUAUUACUUGGCAAAGUUACCUCGUUUCUUGGAUUAUGAAGUCGACCCUUUUGUCCCUGAAGAAUUCCAAGUCAAGGUAGAAGAAGGACUGACACCUGCGCAGGAACAAGAAGCAAUUCGUGAACAAGUAGAAAGCACGAUACGAUGGCGUCGUACGAUGAAUAAAGAAGGCGAACAAACACUACAAUCCAAUGCACACCUAGUCGAAUGGGAAGACGGUAAGGUAUCGUUGAUGCUCGGAGACGAAUGUUUUGAUGUGGGUUCAAAGCCAGUGGUCCCAGAAGAACACGUCUUUUUACUAGCGCAUCAGACCGAAUCGGGUGCACUAGAGAGUCAAGUCGAAUUCACAGAGCAUAUGACAUUCAGACCUAGUGGUCUCUCUAGUCAGACACAUCGUCAUAUUACGGCUCAGAUUGCUGAUAGACAAGUCAAGAAGAAUAAGACCAAGAUGUACUUUACUGAAAAGGAUCCUGAAUUGGUCAAACAGGAACUAGAGAUGCAAGAGAACGAGCGUUUAAAGGCACAAAGAAAAUUGGAGAUGCAACAAAAGAAGGCAGAUAUGAGAUACGGUGAAGGCAUGUCGCGUCGUAGAGAUCAGUACGAGUAUGAUUAUGAUACAGGCGCAGAUUAUGCAUACCGACAGGCGAGUCGAGCUCAAGAUAGAUAUGAAGAAGACUUUGUAGUAGAUGAUGAUGAGUAUGAUGAAGAAGAAGAAAGAAUGAGAGAGGAUCGGUUGGCACAGGUCAAACGUGCAGGCAUGGAUAGAUAUAAACGUUCUCAUGAUGUAGAAGAAGAAGAUGAUGAAGACUAUGGUGAUGAAGAUGAUGAGGAAGAUGAAGAAAUUGUAGUAAGAAGGGCCAAGCGUAAUAGAGUUGCAAGUGAUGACGAUGAUGAUGAAUAA
Rhizopus microsporus ATCC 52813 is the source of this 1248-nucleotide messenger RNA. RefSeq names its product Leo1-like protein. The transcript is spliced from 4 exons. Gene Ontology annotation, biological process: transcription elongation by RNA polymerase II; positive regulation of transcription elongation by RNA polymerase II. The coding region runs from base 1 to 1248 and encodes 415 amino acids. Gene Ontology annotation, cellular component: Cdc73/Paf1 complex; nucleus. Gene Ontology annotation, molecular function: RNA polymerase II C-terminal domain phosphoserine binding. The record is from RefSeq and is a predicted model, not a curated record. Lineage: Eukaryota; Fungi; Mucoromycota; Mucoromycetes; Mucorales; Rhizopodaceae.